ACACCAACAACUUCUUCAUCGUUACAUUCCUCUACUUCAGCCCAGGCUAGCAGACCAAGCUUUCCGUGCUCUGUAUUUUCGUACGGCCUCGUAUGAGUGUUCAAACAAAACUCUCAAAUGCGAAGAUACUAUCCUAGAAACUAUCUAGCCUAACUGCACCAUGUCAAACCCACCAACUACAAUGAAAGCCUGGCUCUACUCCAGCACCUGGGGGGGCCUUGAGAAAAACCUCAAUCUUGACCAAUGUGCCCGUGUACCGCCACCGCUGCGGAAAGACCAGGUACUUACCCAGGUCAUUUCCGCCUGUAUAAACCCGGCCGACUACAAAGUACCCGAGAUGGUACUAGUAGGCAAGUUGAUUACCAGCAUACCCGCGUCCCCAGGAAUGGACUUCUGUGGCAGAGUUACGGCCGUUGGCGACGCUGUCUCCGAGUUUCACCCGGGUCAAUUCGUCUACGGGUGUCUCGACAUGCCCUCCCAAUUUGGGUCACUCGGCGAGUAUGUUGUGAGCAGAAAGGACCAGAUAGCCCCGGUGCCCGCGGGGGUUGAUCUUGAUCAGAUUGCAGCUGUGGGUAUUGCUGGACAGACGGCGUACCAGUCUCUUGCGCCGUAUGUCUCGGCGGGAGAUAAGGUGUUUAUCAAUGCCGGCUCGGGGGGUUGCGGGAUGUUCGCCAUUCAAAUAGCGAAGACACUUGGAUGCCAUGUUACGACUACCUGCUCCAAGAGGAACGUGCAGUUCUGCAAGGACCUGGGAGCGGAUGAGGUGAUUGACUAUACAUCCGAGGAUGUUGUGAAAGCCCUUAAGAGUCAUGGCCAAGUAUACAGCCAUGCUAUUGAUCAUAUCGGCUUUCCACGGAAUCUGUACAGCGAAUCCCAUCAUUAUUUGCUCCCUGGGAAGACAUUUGUCCAGGUUGGCGCGGAUUGGAUAGGGACUUUCGCUGGCAGAUUGUUAUGGCCCGGAUUUCUUGGCGGGGGAAAGAGGAACUAUAGCAUCUUUUUCUAUAAAAAUACGCAUGAACACCUUGUCCAGCUAGGGGAGUGGGUCCAACAAGGCAAAAUCAAGGUGACUCUGGAUAGUGUCUUUGAGUUUGAGGACGCGAUCAAAGCUAUUGAAAGACAGCGGUCGGGAAGGUCGCGAGGCAAGAUUGUCGUUCAUGUCUCCAAGAAACCUUGAUCGUAUAUGUGGUUGGGAGCUAUUUGAUUUGAACUUGGGAAACAAAUCUCUUUUCUAAUUUUUGAAGUGCAAUUCUGGAUAAUAUACUUCUUUUGGUUUCCGGUUCACUGGGAUGAUGUUUUUCCCC
Messenger RNA from Monascus purpureus, 1301 nucleotides. NCBI's taxonomy places the organism in Eukaryota, Fungi, Ascomycota, Eurotiomycetes, Eurotiales, Aspergillaceae. The record is from the annotation of a GenBank genome assembly.